AUGGAUGAAGGUGGCGAUGAGGAGUACGAUUUCGAUUAUGAGGACGAUGACCAGGAGGAUGUGGACACGGAUAUGGAAAAUAAGUACUACCAAGCCAAGAAUUAUAAAACAGAUAAUCCAGAGAAGGCACUGGCGGAUUGGCGAUCGAUCGUCGAGACUGAAAGCCCUAAGGGCGAAUGGGGCUUCAAAGCGCUGAAACAGAGUACAAAAUUGAACUUCCACAGGGGGAAAUAUCAGGAAGCCUUGAAAACUUAUACCGAACUACUGGAUUAUUGCCAAACUGCUGUUACCAAAAACGCGGCCGAAAAGGCGAUCAACGGGAUCCUGGACUAUGUUGGUGUCGCUCAGGAUUUAGAUACCUCCUUGAUGCAACAAUGGUAUGAGGUCACCCAACAGGCUCUAAAAGCUGCUAAAAACGACAGGUUGAACUUCAAAAUCGAAUUAAAAUUGGCCAAGAUAUGGAUGGACAAAAAAGAAUACGCCAGACUAGAACUGGUCAUUCAAAAGUUGCGGAUGGCCAUCAACGCGCCUAAUUCGGCAUCUGGUUCAUCUAAUCAAAAAAUGGAAAGCUUUGACGGUGACAAUUCUAUCGGAACGCUUUUAUUGGAAGUGUUGGCUAUCGAGAUCCAGAUGUAUACUGAUCGAAAAGAGAAUAAGAAGUUGAGGGAAAUUUACGAUCAAACCCUGACUGUCAAAUCAACGAUCCCCCAUCCGAAAAUAAUGGGGAUUAUCAGAGAGUGCGGGGGCAAAAUGCAUAUGUCUGAAAAAAAUUGGACAGAUGCACAGUUUGAUUUCUUCGAAGCGUUCAAAAACUACGAUGAAGCAGGCUCGCCGCAGCGAAUAUCGUCCUUGAAGUAUUUGGUCCUGGCACACAUGCUGAUGAAUAGUGGAAUCGAUCCGUUUGACUCUCAAGAAACUAAGCCAUAUAAACAAGAUCCCCAAAUCGUUGCAAUGACCAAUUUGGUGGCGGCCUAUCAAAGGCAAGACGUCCACGAAGCGGAGAAAAUUAUCAAGAAUAAUCGGGCCACGAUCCUCGAUGAUCCAUUUAUUGCCAACUACAUCCAGGAUGUCUUGACGUCUCUCAGAACUCAAUGGAUUUUAGGAAUUCUUCAAUCGUACAGGAAGAUUGAAAUUUCUCACGUCGCACGUCAAUUGAAAAUCUCAGAUGGUGAGGUAGAGGAAAUCAUGCUCCUCUUGAUACUUGAUGAAAAAAUUGCAGGUCGACUAGAUCAAGUCAAUGGCGUACUUGAGCUCAAUCAAGACUCUGAAGUUGAAACCCGACAUUAUAAAGCAUUAGAAAAAUGGAAUUCCGAGCUCAACAAGUUGCAUUCCAAUCUGAUCAAAAAGACUAGCAAUAGCUACAAUGCUUUCAGCUCGGGUAACCAAUUUAGCAGCAACCAGUCGUUCUAUGCUUGA
Molecule: messenger RNA, 1416 nt
Organism: Puccinia triticina
Lineage: Eukaryota; Fungi; Basidiomycota; Pucciniomycetes; Pucciniales; Pucciniaceae
Exons: 12
Coding region: 1-1416 (471 amino acids)
Biological process (GO): protein deneddylation
Cellular component (GO): COP9 signalosome
Source: RefSeq, a predicted model, not a curated record